AUGGCGCCACGGCCUCUGGGCCCCCUGGUGCUGGCACUGGGCGGCGCCACGGCGGUGCUCGGCUCCGUGCUCUUCAUCCUGUGGAAGGUUUACUUCGGCCGCGAUCGGGAGCAGCGCUGGGACGGGAGCGAGGCCUGGUGGGGUGCGGACCCUGUCCACCUACCCGAGUGGGACCCCGAGGAUGAGGACGAGGAGGAUCCGGUGCUGGAGGAGCUGGAGCAGCGCGAGGUGCUAGUGCUGGGACUGGACGGCUCCGGGAAGAGCACGUUCCUGCGCGUGCUGGCAGGGAAGCCGCCGCUGGACGGCCACGUCCCCACCUGGGGCUUCAACUCCGUGCGGCUGCCCACCAAGAACUUCGAGGUGGACCUGCUAGAGAUCGGUGGCAGCCAAAACCUGCGCUUUUACUGGAAGGAGUUUGUGAAUGAGGUGGACGUGCUGGUGUUUGUGGUGGACUCGGCUGACCGGCAGCGUCUGCAGUGGGCCCGGCAGGAGCUACACAAGCUGCUGGACAAGGACCCCGACCUGCCUGUCGUCGUGGUGGCUAACAAGCAGGACCUGAGUGAGGCCAUGAACGUGGUGGAGCUGCAGCGGGAGCUGGCCCUGCAGGCCCUCAACAGCCAGCGGGAGGUGUUUCUCCUGGCGGCCAGCAUUGCCCCCUCCGGGCCUGGCUUCAACGAGCCUGGCACUGUGCACAUCUGGAAGCUGCUCCUGGAGCUCCUCUCCUAGGCGGGAGCCCCCUGCUUGCCACCCCACCCAGGACCUGGGCCUGUUGCUGCCCCUGCUGCUUUAUGGUGGCCUGGGCCUGCAGUGGGACCAGGUGGCAGGGCCAAGAACCCUGUAGAAGCUGUCCAGGGGAGGCAUCUGUAGGCUGAAGCAAGAGAGAGGUGGGUCUGAGCUGGGCAGAUGCUCGGAGCUCCGCUUCUGCCUUGCUGCAGUCACGGUGAGGGGUCAGUACUCCGGGAGAUGCCAGGCCUCCCAGUCUCCAUGCUUCCCUCCUGGGCAGCAGCAGCCUUGAGCCCUGCCUCCCAGCCCCACAGGGUCCUCCAGCCCCAGCUCUGCCUGACUUGCCGUGGCCUUGGGCUGUCUCUGCCUCUGCUCCCCGGCGCGUCCUUUUUCAAGCUUUUCCCUGCCCUCCCACCCUGAGAGAAAUGCUGUAACAGACCUGGAGAUCCUAGCACACCGGCUUCUGACCUGCCAGCCUGCCCUCACUAUGGAAUGAGAGGAACUCAGCCACCAGUGAGCAAAACAAGGCCGUUGGUGGUUUCCCAAACCUGGGCGACACCGUGAGCACUCACGGUGCCCGUGCCUGUGCCUGUGUUUACCCAAGUCUGCAGAAGCGGGGAGAGAAUGACUGCACUGUGGGAGCUGGGGUCUGCUUCAUUUAAUGUAUGGACUUAUUUAUGAAAGGAACAGGGCAAAGUGCUAGGCUCUGCUCCGUGAUGCUGUUGUCAAACCCCCAGGUGAGUGUCACAGGAAACAUGGACGUGCCCGAUAGGGAGAUAGCACACUUCAAACUGACUCCAUGUGCCCUGCUGUGAGGGGGUGCAGACCCCACCUGUGUAGACACAGUGACUGGGAGGGAGCCUUCCUGUCACAGGAAUGAAUACUGGGGCGAAAGAAAACCCUGGGCAGGGCUGGAAUAGAGCAAGCCACGGCGGCCUGGAGGGCCUCACAGCCGUCGGGACCCAUGUCUUCUCCAGCAGACAACUGGACAGUGGCCAGCUCCCUGAGGUUCAGAAGCCCCGUGACCCUCAGGCUGCUGGCUGGCACUUUAGUGCCAACAGAGGGGGGAGCCUUGCUGCUUGUCAGGACCCCUGAAGAGGAAUCAAUAGCGACACGAAGGCCUUGUUUUCUUAGCCCGCAGUUUGCGUUUGACUUGAGACGACUUGCCUGCCUUCGACCUGCACCCAGCAGCUUCGGUUCCAUGGACAGCCAGCACAGAGAGGCGCCUGGGAAGUGGGGGGUGGGGGGGAACAUUCCAGAAGUCAGCUGACAAUCAUUGUUGUCAUUACAGAGAUGAGCUAUGGGCUGCCCUGGGUUAUGAAUGAGAUCCAGUCCUGGUCCCACAUGUCACUGAGUUUUGGAGAUAGUGAGAACCGGUGCCUACAGUUCUUAACCAGCCUUACUGUGGUGUCGGAAAUUAGCCCUGGGGGCAUAUUGGAGAAGCAAGCUUCAGGCUGUUCGCAUCCAGAGACGGGUGGUGCGGUGGUUUUUCAAUGAGCUGCCAGCCACAAGGUCAGCAGUUGCAAACCACCAGGCAUUCCAUGGGAGAACUCCCAUGGAACACCCAUAGAGUUGGCUCUUGGUUUGGAAACCUCCAGGAGAAUAUCUGCUCCAUUCCAUAGGGUCACUCUGAGUCAGAAUUGACUCGAUGGUAAGGGGUUUCUUUUGGUUUGGUUGAAUGUAAGGUCAGCAUUCCAAACCCACCAGUCAUGCUGAGGAAGAGAGAUGAGGUUAUCUAUCUGCCUAAGAACUUAGAACCUCAGAACUUUGUAUAGGGGCCCCCAGAGUUGGAAUGGAAAGUCCUCAAGAGGGAACCUGAGGGUAAAGAGUUAAGCCCUUUUUUCAGAGAUGCUGCUGAGUUGUUUGGGUUCUGGAGGGUAAGUACCACAAACAGCACCAAAGGUCCCCAGGCCAAACUUCCCUGUGAUAAUGUAGGCUGCCUGCCUGUGGUUUCACCAGUGGCUGAUGGCCGGUCAGCCAGCGACUCACGGGGCUGCUGGUACCCACCCCAGGCAGUCUGCCACAUUGCCCCCUGCUCCAGGUGUCUUAGGGCACAAGGUGGGGAGGCAGAGGGCAGGGCUGACCCAAAGGACUUGGGGGAAGCUGGGACCCCGUCUUUUGUUAUCUUGAAGAAGCUCUUGCUGCCUUUGGAAUACCCACCUGAUUCUAGAACCCAGAUCACCCGCUCUCGGGAACCAGCAUUCUUAGUGGAGAUGCCUGUGAAGUUCUCCGUCUGCCUGCCAGCGGGUGGGCUGCUUGCUUGUUCAACUUGUGCCAAUUACCCGGGCCUUGGGUGCAGGAGGGCUUUUGUUCUGAAGUACUGAUGUGACACCCUGGCUCUGGAUUUUGCAGUCUCUGACCUGUGUGGGCUCCCGCUCCCGCCCCCCAAGGAGGCCAACCUGGCUCGGGAAGCCGCCUCAUUUCUGUCUGGCUAGAAUCACAGGCUUUCCAACUUGUGCUCCAGCAGCAGUGUUCAGCUAUGAAGAGGGAGGAGGCCGUCUCCCGGGCCCAGUGUUUCUCCCAACGCCAAGGUGAGCCUGGCAAUGCCUGCUGUCUGCCUAAAGAAGUACCAAGUUCCCCACAACGUGGCUCCACUCGCCUCUGGAAGAAACUUCUGCCCAGGCCUAGUUGUGCCCCGACUGCAGACCUGAGGUAUUGGCAGACAGACUUCUGCAGUUGGCUGCCUGCCUCACGGAUCCCAAGUGGUUGUGAUUAAUCAUAGUGCCCUUUCUAGUAUCCUUGAGGACCUGCUACUUCUGGGAGGUGGGCCCGUUAGGGGACUGGAGGAUUCCCACCAAAGAUUCAAAAGUAUGGGGGCUUGCUGGCUCGGCCCAUCCCAAGGACCCAGACCACAGAAACAUGGGAGUGUUUCUGGACAUUUGAGGCACAAAAUAAAUGCCAAAGCUACUGCUCUGCUUUUGGUUUUGAGUAGCUGCAGCUAUGGAAUGUGCUAGAACAUCUUUGGGAACACCUGUUGUGCACCAAAGCCCCAGGUCCCUGGCUGUUGGCUCUAUCAGGGCAGGUUAAUAAGGAACAUCUGUUUAGGCCCUUGGGGUUGUCCACCUACCCAUUCCUUGUAACUUAUUUAUGUUUGGGGGAUGGGGUUAGAAAUAAAUCUGCCUCCACCCCAAAGGUCCGGAUGGA
Molecule: messenger RNA, 3867 nt
Organism: Echinops telfairi (small Madagascar hedgehog)
Lineage: Eukaryota; Metazoa; Chordata; Mammalia; Afrosoricida; Tenrecidae
Gene: ARL10
Product: ADP ribosylation factor like GTPase 10
Exons: 4
Coding region: 1-726 (241 amino acids)
Molecular function (GO): GTPase activity; GTP binding
Source: RefSeq, a predicted model, not a curated record